Molecule: messenger RNA, 1095 nt
Organism: Chinchilla lanigera (long-tailed chinchilla)
Lineage: Eukaryota; Metazoa; Chordata; Mammalia; Rodentia; Chinchillidae
Product: kallikrein-4-like
Exons: 7
Coding region: 1-1095 (364 amino acids)
Biological process (GO): extracellular matrix disassembly; proteolysis; amelogenesis
Molecular function (GO): serine-type endopeptidase activity
Source: RefSeq, a predicted model, not a curated record
AUGGACUUCUUGCAAUCCUACACCAUUGUGCUGGGCCUCCACGGACUUUAUGAUUGGUAUAUAAACGGCAGCCAGAUUAUCAAUGCCAAGUACUCCGUGAAGCACCCACAAUACAUCAGACCUAAGACUGGUAAUGACCUCAUGCUCAUCAAGUUGAACACACCAGUUGUGGAAUCGGCUACCGUCCAGACCAUCCCCAUCGCAUCCCAAUGUCCGACAGUUGGAACCAGGUGCCAGAUCGCUGGCUGGGGUCAGCUACUGAAGAGAUACUACCCUUUGGAUCUGCAGUGUGCGAUUAUUCCUGUGGCUGAGGAGCAGGAUUGCAGAUUUCUGCUUAAGUCAAAAGAUGACGACAAAGAAGAGAUACCUCCCAUAGAAACCUGCAAUCACUUCCCAGAUGGACCUCACCUGGUCAGCAAACGCAUCACUGAUGGCUUUACUUGCAUUCCACACUCCCAGCCCUGGAUGGCUGCAAUGUUUUACAAUUUUGACCACUACUGUUCUGGAGUUCUGGUGCAUCCACAGUGGGUGCUCUCAGCUGCGCACUGCUGGAGACCAUCCUACACCAUUGGGCUGGGCCUCCACGGACUUUAUGAUUGGUAUAAACCAGGCACCCAGAUUAUCCAGGCCAGUUUCUCUGUGAAACACCCACAAUUUGUUAAAAAUGCAUAUAGUAGUGACGUCAUGCUCAUCAAGUUGAACAACCCAGUUGUGCAAUCAGACACCAUCCAGACCAUCCCCGUCGCGUCCCAAUGUCCAACACCUGGAACGAGGUGUUGGGUCUCUGGCUGGGGUCUGCUAUUGAAUCGCUACUACCCUUUGGAUCUGCAGUGUGUGGUUAUUCCUGUGCUUUCGGAGAAGAAUUGCAGACUCAUGCUUAACAUGUUCUACCACGACACUAUGUUCUGUGCUGGUGGUGAGGGCCAGAAGAACAUUUGCAAUUCUGACUCUGGAGGCCCCCUGGUCUGCAACGAGGCCCUGCAGGGCCUUGUGUCCUGGGGAUUCCAUCCCUGUGGCAAACCUGAAGUUCCAGGCGCCUACACCAACCUCUGCAAAUUCAAAGAGUGGAUAGAUGAAAUCAUCCGGACCAGAUAA